Messenger RNA from Aureobasidium vineae, 927 nucleotides. The record is from the annotation of a GenBank genome assembly. Lineage: Eukaryota; Fungi; Ascomycota; Dothideomycetes; Dothideales; Saccotheciaceae.
AUGGCAACACGUACAUUCGACUCCUCCCGCUGGACUUCAAAACGCCAACUACUAUCCGGAAAACCCUCCACACCGACCGAAGUCUCCAUCCACUACAUCUCCUGCUCUCCCUCUACCAAACAACCCAAAGCAACCAUCCUCCUCAUCCACGGCUUCNCUCAAACCUCUUAUCAAUUCCGUCAUGUCAUUACCCCUCUAGCAGAAGCCGGAUACCUCGUAAUCGCACCCGAUUACCGCGGCGCAGGAGAAAGUUCGCGUCCCAGAGAUGGCUAUGAUAAACUCACCAUGGCGAAAGACCUGCAUACUCUAGUUACCCAGCACAUUGGCAUCAAGGACAAAAUCCAUGUGGUGGGUCAUGAUAUAGGCGGAAUGAUUGCCCACGCCUACGCAACCCAAUUCCCUGCUUCCACAGCUUCUGUUUCUUGGGGAGAAUGUCCACUACCAGGAACUUCGUUGUAUACAUCCUACGUUGCCGAAAACACACAUGGCGGGCUCUGGCAUUUUGUCUUUCACCAACAACUCGAUGUCCCUGAAUUGCUCACUCAAGGACACGAACGCCAAUACCUGAAAUCCUUUUACGAUCGCCUGACGCAACAUCCGUCUGCAAUCUCUACCCUCGAUGUAGACAUCUACGCAAACCAAUUCUCACAACCAGGGGCUAUGAGAGCGGGUUUUGAUCUCUAUCGCGGCUUUCACCAAGACUACGAAGACAAUGCAAAGAUGAUUCAGGUAAAGGGAAAGAGUAAAGUGCCUUGUUGUGCAUUAUGGGGAGAACUGAGUUUUAUGAUUGAGAUUGCGGAAAAGCAAGCAAAAGAAAUGUAUAACGAUGUGACAUUAGCGAAGGUCAAGGGGACGGGCCAUUGGUGCGCAGAAGAGAAUCCAGCGAGUUUUGUAGACGAGGUUUUGGGGUUUGUCGGCAAGCAUUAA